CGUUUAUGGUUCGUGGACAAAGUGUAAACAACGAUGGCGGGCGUCGCUUCACGAGUGGAAGAGCUGAUUAAAUAUUUUAAAUCGCAUAACAAAAUUCGGGAGCAGCAGAGUCACUCGGCUAAGGUGCACAGCGUCGGCUGGAGCUGCGACGGCAAAUACCUGGCCUCAGGUUCCUUCGACAAGUCCGUCUGCAUAUUUUCUUUGUGUCCUGAUCGCUUGAAGCAAGAAACAACUUUUAGAGGACAUGGCGGUAGCGUGGAUCAAUUGUGCUGGCACUCCUUCUACCCAGAAUUAUUAUCCACAGCGAGUGGAGAUAAGACAGUUCGUAUCUGGGAUACAAGGACACAGAAAUGUACGGCUAACAUCAGCACAAGGGGAGAGAAUAUCAACAUAUCAUGGUCGCCGGACGGUAACACGAUCGCGGUUGGAAAUAAGGAGGAUCUCGUGACUUUCAUCGAUGCCCGGGUAAUGAAGAUACGCGCGGAGGAGCAAUUCAAUUUCGAGGUAAACGAGAUUUCAUGGAACAAGGACUCGGACACAUUCUAUCUGACGAACGGCCAAGGUUGCGUGCACAUACUUAGCUAUCCCGAGUUGGAAUUGUUACACGUGAUCAAGGCGCAUCCGGGUACAUGUAUCUGCAUCGAGUUUGAUCCGACUGGCCGAUAUUUUGCUACCGGAUCGGCGGAUGCGCUGGUGUCCCUAUGGGAUGCCGACGAAUUGUGUUGCUUGAGGACGUUUUCGCGAUUGGAGUGGCCGGUGCGCACCAUCUCCUUUUCGUUUGACGGACAGUUGUUGGCGGCGGCAUCCGAGGAUUUAGUUAUAGACAUUGGUGAGGUGGAGACCGGCGAGAAGAUCGCCGAUGUCUCGGUGGAGGCAGCGACAUUCACUGUUGCGUGGCACCCGAAACAAUAUCUCCUAGCUUACGCGUGCGACGAUAAGGACACUUACGAUCGGAAACGCGACGCUGGGAGUUUAAAGGUAUUCGGUUUUCCGAACGAUUGAGCGAUUAUUCUUGUACUGAACUCACAUUGUGCAGACAUGUGUUAUCUUAUUUUAUAAACAUAUUUUAAUUUAAAGAUACAAAUUAAGUGAGAGAGAUAUAUAUAAAUUUGAUAUAAAUUUAAAGCGAUCUUUCACACUUGCUGUGCCGCGUAAUUUACAAAGUUGCAACACGUUUUUUUAAAGUAACAAAUUAUACAGAUAAGCAUAAAACAUUUUUUACAAAUAUGGAAAAAUAUGAUAUAUUUAUACAAAGGAGAAUAUAUUAAUUCUUUUAGACC
This is a messenger RNA of Cataglyphis hispanica, 1280 nucleotides long. It is a transcript of the gene tex, whose product is annotated as THO complex subunit 3. Gene Ontology annotation, molecular function: protein binding. The transcript has 2 exons. Bases 34 to 1002 code for a protein of 322 amino acids. The record is from RefSeq and is a predicted model, not a curated record. Gene Ontology annotation, biological process: mRNA export from nucleus. Gene Ontology annotation, cellular component: THO complex part of transcription export complex. NCBI's taxonomy places the organism in Eukaryota, Metazoa, Arthropoda, Insecta, Hymenoptera, Formicidae.